AUGGCUCCGUCAUUGGAAGUCCCUGUGGCGCUUGCGCCUGCACCCUUGGGAAACAUCGUCGUCCCCAAGAAGGAGAUUGCAAGUAACAACAAGUUUGGAUACGUCCCUGGUCGAACAACCGUGGAAGACCACACCAACUACGCUCAUGAAGAUCUGCUGCCUUCUUUCCCAGAUAUCCACUGGGAUGCGCUGGAAUACACACCCUAUGAGGACCGAGGCUUGAGGGGAGAUCCAAAGUUCCGCAACUUAUUGAAGGAUGCUACGGCUGUCUUUGAUUACAACCCCAAGAUUGGCACUGAGAUUCACGGCGUGGACUUGGCGAAUCUCACCGACGCUCAGAAGGAUGACCUAGCCCGGUUGAUCGCCUACCGAGGAGUUGUCUUUUUCCGUGCGCAGAAGAACUUUGAUAUUGAUGCCCAGCGGGAUCUGGGAAGGCACUUUGGCAAGCUUCACAAGCAUGCUACUACCGCUGUCCCAAAGAAGAAGGGCCUCGAGGAUGUUCACGUCGUCUACGCCGGUGAUAAUGCAGCAGAGAACCGGGCACUCUUCAGCCCAAGCUUUUUGUGGCACGCGGAUGUCACCUACGAAGUGCAACCACCAUCAUAUACUUCAUUGAAACUCCUCACCGGGCCACCCCUCGGCGGUGGCGGCGACACCCUCUGGUCUUCGCAAUACGCAGCCUACGACAUCCUCUCCCCCUUCAUGCAGACCUACCUCAAAAGCCUGACAGCCGUCCACUCCGCCGACAUGCAAGCUAACGACUCCCGAGCCAUCGGUCGACCGGUUCGCCGCGACCCAGUAACCACCAAACACCCGCUCAUCCGCACAAACCCCGUCACCGGCUGGAAUGCACUCUUCUUCAACCCAGGCUUCGUGACCAAGAUCAUCGGUAUCCCCAAGGCCGAGAGCGAUGCUAUCAUCAAAUACCUCACAGAUGUCGUCGCCACCACCCAGGAGAUGCAUGCGCGUUUCCAGUGGGGUAAAGAUGACGUUGCCUUCUGGGAUAACAGGACAACGACUCACUCCGCCUCCUACGGCUUCUCCCCACACCGACGCCACGCCGUUCGCGUAGCAGCCCAAGCUGAACGGCCCGUCCUGCUGGAAACGGGUAAAUCCCAGGAAGAAGAUUUGGCCGCCUUGUAUGGACUGCCGGCGGUUAACAAGGACGGAUCUCGACAGUCGAACUACAAUGAUUGA
Molecule: messenger RNA, 1197 nt
Organism: Penicillium daleae
Lineage: Eukaryota; Fungi; Ascomycota; Eurotiomycetes; Eurotiales; Aspergillaceae
Product: TauD/TfdA dioxygenase family protein
Exons: 4
Coding region: 1-1197 (398 amino acids)
Cellular component (GO): cytoplasm
Molecular function (GO): 2-oxoglutarate-dependent dioxygenase activity
Source: RefSeq, a predicted model, not a curated record